AUGAUGCCCGACAUGCGGUUGGGCAAGGACAAAACUGGGAGUCAGCGAGACACAUACUCAGUUGAUGCAUUCCUAUCCAUCAUGUAUGAAGGAGUGGCGGAAGUGCUUCCGGACAGAUUCGUUCGACGUGGGCGUGCUGCAGCCAGCGAUGACCCUGAGUGGGACUUGGAGUCAGAUUGCCAAGAUCAAGAAGACUUGCGGGAUUUUCUGGAUAAGCCCGGCACUGGUGCAAUUUGGGCAUCUUUUCAACCAGAGGAAAAGAAGCUAACAAAGUUCUUGCCACCAGGAACCGUCCAUGAUUUAUACACACACAACACAUCGACAAGGAGUCUUUUCGGAGCUGUGGCCGUGUCGUAUUCCACAUUCUUGAGGGUAUACCAAAGCCGGUGGAAAGACGUAUUGAAAUUUAGAGCUCGGAGCAUGUUCAGCCAAUGUGAGCUUUGCUACAACUUCAAGCAAGACCUUUCAAGUACUUCAUUGAGCAUGGAGGCUCGCCUGGGAACGUUGACAAAGUACCGCCGCCACUUGGCGGAUCAGUAUAGCGACCGAUGCAUACUUUGGUCUUUGCAAGAAGCCGCUUGCGACCCUCAGUCAGACCUGGUCAUCAUGUGCACCGACGGGAUGGAUCAAGGUAAAUUCCGCUUACCUCGAUAUCCUGGUCAUCGUGCUUCCAGCGCCGUGGCAAGUGCCAACAGGCCAAAGGUCAAGCUGCACGGUCUUUGGGUGUGGGAUCUACCAGACCAGCUGGCAGCGGGCAUCGAUGCGGGUUCUUUCCGUGGUGGUACACUGGAUUGUCCCAUCUCUCCUGCCAUGGCGCCCCUGUGCCGGAUGCUUGAGCAGCAGCUCGUGAAGGUCCAAAAACCUGAUGAGGAGCAGAAGAAGUUGGCCGCCAUCAAGGACGAGGGAAGCGCGGCAACACCAUCUCCGAUGAAGAGACUGGCAAGCGACUUCGAAAAGAAGAUCAAGGCUUUGCCAGAUUCACAAGGGAAGGGCAAAGGCCAGGGCUACAACAAGAUGUCACCGGGAUGGACCCAAGAGGAGGAUUCAACUUGGCGUUGGGGUGAGAGUGACAUGAAGGAUGACCACGACAUGAAGGAUGAGAAGAAGGAAGAUGGUGCAAAAUCAGAGGAGCAGCCAGAAGGCUCUCGGACAACGUCUCAGCUUGACACCCACAGCUUGGACGUGAUCAAGGGGUGGACGCGUAUGACCUGCGUUGCUUGGGUGGCCCUCAUGGUGUCAGAGCUUGAUUGCGAGGACACAGAGGAAGCGAGAGAGAUUAUGAGUCAGCAUUUGACAUUUACAAAAUGGAAAGAUUCCGCCUUCUCAACGGAACAGCUGAGAACAACCAGAUGGCUCCUAGGGGCUCGGCCGAAGAACAUUCCGGACGGGUACCAUGAGCUUCUCACUGUCACGCCGAUGGCGCAAGAGAUGCUGAUGGAUUUGCAUGUCAAAUCUUUCCUACGCGCCACUCGGCGAGUGAAGUCAGCUGCUCGCAGCCGUGCACGCCUUUGCGCUGACGACUUUGACCGUCUUGUAGAUUUUGCCUGUGUCUUUGCACACAUCCGGAAAUGUGCUAUGCGCGUGGUGUCCAAGAGCCGCGAUGUCGAUUCAAAGCUCAUGGCAGCUUUCCUUGCAAAGGAUUACUAUCAAGACAUUGAAGCCGUGAUUGCCUCCAAGAAUCCCGAGUUUCGUGUCCAGUCGCUCACCGUUUGGCAAGACAUCGUUGAGCCACCUAGCCUUCCAACGGUUCUUCAAGGAGAUGAAAGCGCUGAUCUUUUGGCUGCGCAAGAGGCUGCCAGCGCGACCAAGUUCAACGAGCUGCAGAUCCGCUUGACCGCCGAUUGCGAGGCCAUGAACAAAUACAACGCGGACAAGCAGAAAGCAGAAUCUCGGAAGCAUGUGCAGCGUGUGCUGCAUGAGAAGAACCAACUUGCGGUCGGCAAGAAGGUUGUGGACGAGUACAUGGCUAGCAAUUGCUGGGCUGGCUUGAUUGGUGACAUGAUGCUCCCACAUGAGCUUGACAAGAUCAUCAAAGCGGCAGCUGCAAAGCGACAGGUUGCAAUGGACAAGCUCUUGACCAUUGGCUGGGUGGAUCUGACAAAGAUUGGGGUGCUCACUCAGAAGGACAUGAACAAAGUGGGGACAUGGUGCGAACGGUUGAUCAGCCGCAACCCUACGAGCACCUGCGUAGUGAUGGCCCUUCCGUUGCUCACUUCAAGUUCUGGAUGCGGGGCGCUUCGAUCAGACAUCAGGAAGCUUGAAGACAAGCUGCUCUUUCACCAGAUGGAGUUUCGGUCCUUCUUCUUGCCUGUUGACCACACCUCACUCCAUCACAACAGAGAUAUGCCUGGCGGGUUCACCUUCUACCUCAUCGUGUCUGAUGCGACGCUUCCGCGGAGUGGCACCGCCCAUCGGGCCAACAGAUCAGCAGAGAAGGUGGAUCGUUCCGGUGUCAACACCUUUUGCUUCUCAAAGCUGUGGCAAACCCAAGUGACUUCAUCUUCACCACGUGCUAUCGAUGAAUCCGAGUUCAUCGUGCCUGCGACUGGCGGUGUUUCUUCAGCCGAAGGCCGCAGGAACUACACAGAUUUGCAGGAAACAAGUCAGUGGUUGGGCGGCCUCGAGAUUCCCAAGGUCAUUCUGGGUGAUCUGCUCAGUGGUGUCAUGAGCGAGCGGCUCCCACGCUACAAGCCUGAGAUUGACGAAGAUCAGAUGGCCGGGCCUGUCUCAGAGCCAAGUCUCAAGGAGGUGCGGUCUGAAUGGUUGGCUGAUCCUGUCCGAGCCCCUCAAUGGCGGCAAGUGCUUUCUGAGUUCGACCGUUGCUUUGGGACACGUGCCGACAAUGCACCUCCUGCUCCUGUGACGGAAAGCGCGGCCACUGAGCCAGCCGUUGCCUCACUGGAUUGGGAUAGUGUCUUCCCUGAUGAGCCGCGUGAGGCUACCGCUUGGCACACCAAAUAUGAUGCACUAGUCCUUGGCAAAUUUCAAUGGUGCCCGGAGCUCACAGGGUACAUCAUUGGCAGCUCUGAGGGCAAUGGUGUUGGAACCAAGUUUUUCCUGGAGGCUUCGGAGGACUACACCAUUGAUGGGUUCAAUCACGCAGACGCUGAAGCCUUGCUGACUUAUGGUGCCGGGGUGUGGCUACAGGAUGCCAAGGUGCAGUCCUAUCUCGAUGAGCACCCGGAUGGAAAGGGUGUCGAAUGCCACUUUGACUCAGAUGAGUGCAAGGUCCUUCUUGUCGAGGAAAACGGUCAAGAUGGUGCAGUCACAACUUUGCGCGAAGUCAUCCGGAAGUGCGAGAGCAUGAACAUGGUCGACGUCGAGCUUGGGGGUCACACCUACUCGAGACCUCCUCAAGUUGUGCAGGGUCUGGCAAAUGACAGGUUUGAGGUCUCUCGCAAGGAGAACUCCCGGCUGUUGUGGCGCCCAAACCAAGUUCAAGCCAGUGGGUUGCGCGCUACGAAUGCGGCGAGCUUCUACGCUCACAGCACACUGAGCGCGUCUCAAGGCCUGUUGCAGGUCUGGCGCAUGAGAGCUCACAAGAGCGAGAAGAGCUUGUGCGCCGCCAAGCCGCUGUGGUUCCUGGCUCGCCAGCUCAAAGUGCCAAAGGGUAUGGUCCAAAGGAUCGUGUGA
Messenger RNA from Durusdinium trenchii, 3633 nucleotides. The record is from the annotation of a GenBank genome assembly. NCBI's taxonomy places the organism in Eukaryota, Dinophyceae, Suessiales, Symbiodiniaceae.